Molecule: messenger RNA, 981 nt
Organism: Sclerotinia sclerotiorum 1980 UF-70
Lineage: Eukaryota; Fungi; Ascomycota; Leotiomycetes; Helotiales; Sclerotiniaceae
Exons: 4
Coding region: 1-981 (326 amino acids)
Molecular function (GO): O-methyltransferase activity
Source: RefSeq, a predicted model, not a curated record
AUGGCCAACACUUUCCCAAUAGAUGGGGAAGCCACGUUUGAGCAGAUAUCUGAAAAAUGUGGCUUGAAUUUGAUUGAUACUCGAAGAGUUCUGGGCUAUGCAAUGACAAACCAUAUUUUCAAAGAGGUCCGGCCUGGAGUAGUAGCUCAUACUGCGGCGUCCAAACUUCUGGCCACCGAUCCUAUGUUGACGGACUAUGUUGGAAUUGUCGUUGAGGAACGAUUUCAGGCUGCUGCACAUACGGUCGAGGCAGUACAGAAAUUUGGAUGUGCUAAAGAACCGAACCAGACAGGAUACAGCAUCGGUCAUCGAACCACGAAAGGUUUUUACGAAGAUUUGGAGGCUCAUCCAUCUCGAAGUAAGCGUUUCGCCAACGCAAUGAGCGCCUUUACCUCCAGAACCGAGGUUUCCUACUUGUUUGAAAGCUACGACUGGAGGGGUCUUGAGUCCGCGACCAUAGUUGAUGUUGGCGGUGGAUACGGUCCUAUCAGCAUCAGCCUAGCGACUAACUUUUCCGCUUUAAAUUUCAUUGUGCAGGAUUUAGCUGCUGCAAUUGCAGAUGGGCCUGCAUAUGUGCCAGCCGAUAUUUCAGAUCGUAUAUCUUUCAUGACUUAUGAUAUGUUGACUCCACAGACUAUCCGGAACAUCGAUGUGAUAUUCUUCCGUGCUGUGUUCCAUAACUGGACAGAUCAUUAUUGUGUCAAAAUCUUGAGGAAUCAGAUACCGGCAUUGAAGAAAGGAUCAAGGUUACUCAUCGUAGAACCGUUACUGGUGGAAUCCGGGGAACUUCCAUGGCAUGAGGAGAGAAGAUUGCGUACGAUGAAUUUGAACAUGCUUUCAUAUUUUGGCUCUCAUGAGAAAUCUAUGGAAGAUUGGAGAGAGAUUUUUCGAGAGGCGGAUGAGCGGUUUGAAGUUAAGAAUGCUGUCAAGUUGGGGGAUUCUUUGACUUCUAUCCUGGAGGUCUUGUGGAAGGGGGAAUAA